AUGUCUACUUUACAGAGCCAGCGCUUCCAGCGCAAUGUUCCUGCAUUUCUGAACAAGUUGUACAACAUGGUUCAAGACCCAGCGUCUAACGAUUUGAUUCGGUGGUCAGAGGACGGCAAAUCGUUCAUCGUGGUACGCCACGAAGAUCUUGCCAAAGAAGUCCUUCCUCGAUUUUUUAAGCAUAACAACUUUUCAUCUUUCGUCCGCCAACUCAAUAUGUAUGGAUUUCACAAAGUACCGCAUCUGCAACAAGGCGUCCUGCAGUCGGACUCGGACACAGAAUGGUGGGAAUUUAGCAAUCCACACUUUCAGAAAAACCACCCCGACUUGUUGCUACUAGUAACAAGGAAAAAAGGCAGAGAUCAAGAAGAGAAGGAGGCGCCGGGUCUUGAUUUGAAUCACAUUCUGGACGAAAUUACGGCGAUAAAGAAGCAUCAAAUGAACAUUAGUUCGGAGUUGAAGAACAUUCAGCAAGACAACCAGGUUUUGUGGCAAGAGACGUUGGCUGCAAGAGAAAGGCAUCAGCGUCAUCAGGAAACGAUAGAUAAGAUUCUCCGGUUCCUGGCUUCCGUAUUUUCUGGUGAUAAAAAGAGAGCUAUCAUACCGAAGAAGAGACGAUAUCUAAUUGGAGAUACCAACACUGAGUACAGUGAUUCUGGCGCCAAGAUUAGGGAAGAGGAUAGCGAUGAUGAAGAAUAUGAAGAAAUUGAAGAGAUACCAACACCUUCAAGCAAAAAAAGUGGUUCUCCGUCCGUGACCAAGGUCACCACUCUACCUGAAAAAGAUUCUCAAGAUUUGCCCAGGAAAGUAUCGAAAACGUCUAAAAGUGCCAGUGUGGCCAACAGUCAAAGUAUACGGCAAUCAUCGCCAAUGCCCACCAGCCCAUCGGUGCAUUCUCCAGGAUCAGUUACAGCUAGUGAUCAACUUGCUGAAAUACAAAGUAAGCGGCUUUGCCUUUUGACUCUUAUGCAAUGA
Molecule: messenger RNA, 975 nt
Organism: Umbelopsis ramanniana AG
Lineage: Eukaryota; Fungi; Mucoromycota; Umbelopsidomycetes; Umbelopsidales; Umbelopsidaceae
Exons: 2
Coding region: 1-975 (324 amino acids)
Biological process (GO): regulation of DNA-templated transcription
Molecular function (GO): sequence-specific DNA binding; DNA-binding transcription factor activity
Source: RefSeq, a predicted model, not a curated record